AUGCCAGACUUCAGAGGGCUUGGAACAGUUUUAAAAAGGUGCGGACUAAGCGGGAUAGUGAAUAUGGUAUACGGACCACCAGCACAGCUAGAAAUGAGGAAUACUCGGGCGAUGGAAGUUCUCAAGGGAAUGAUGAAGCAGGAGGAAAACAGGAAGAUAGAGGGCGCAAUGCGGGCCGAGUGGGAGUUCCUCCGGGCGAGGGCGAGAUACUUGAAAACGGGAAAGCUGAAAAAGUCCCUUCUAAAAAGAGCUGUUUACAACGUGAGAAAAGACUCCGCUGAUCCUGCAUUCACGAAGUUUAUGGAGCUGCGGGCAGAGGCCUUCGUGGAAUACGCGAGCAAAAAGACGGAUAAGGAAACCGUUGAAAAAAUGAACGAGAUCGUCGAGAAAAUCCCAGAGAAGGCCCUGCGCAACAUUUUCCGCGUGAAAUCCACGUCCCAGGCGGAGAUACUGCACUCCUUCGAGGGAGUCCAGCUCGUCUUCAGGAGCGAGAAAGUCCUCGCAGAAUUCGCACAGGGAAACUACAGGGAAGUAAUUCGGCAGCUGAAAAGUGCCGAGGACUUUGACUCCCAGGUGAUCUGCGCCCUCUCAAAGGUCGAGAAGUUCCAGGCAGGGAUGCUUUUGCUCGAGGGGAGGAAUACGAAAGCCUCUAGAAGGACGCUGGAGAGGUAUAUGACCCAGUGGAACGCUCUAUACGCACAGACAGUGGACCUUUUUGCAACUAACUUUAUGGAUGAGGAGUACCUCCAUAAAAUCAACAGAAAAGUCGCAUUUAACCCCCUCCAGAACUCGAUACUUUUCCACCCGGUUACGUACGAUAUAUCCUCCAUGUACAUCCGCAUGCCCCAGGAGAAGCCCCCCUCCCCCGCAGGAAUAUCUGGAAUGCUCAGCAGAAUGAGCCUUUUUGGCAGGAAGUAG
This is a messenger RNA of Nematocida major, 918 nucleotides long. RefSeq lists its product as uncharacterized. Lineage: Eukaryota; Fungi; Microsporidia. The coding region runs from base 1 to 918 and encodes 305 amino acids. The transcript has a single exon. The record is from RefSeq and is a predicted model, not a curated record.